AUGAGCGGCGACCUUGAAAAGAUUGUUCAUGAAGCAGGUUUGCUUUUUUUCUUUGACAGAUUGGCGCCUUUUCAAAAAGCCAAAAAUUAUGUUUUGAAAAAUUGCUUUCGUAUUAAAUAUAAUUCACAAAGAAAUUGGAUCAAAUUUGCGCAUAGAUGAACCUUUUUAAAUGGUUUGGAAUCAAUAAAUUGAAGAAGAGUGAACCUCGAAAACAAACUGCGCCAUGUAUGUAAACGAUAAUACAUAAAAUAACAAAAUUUCAUAGAUUAUACAGAAUUAAGACACAAUUUCUAGCUCAACAGCAUACGAUUUUUCUAAAGGAGAUUCAGACUUCAUGUGGCUAACGAAUGAGAUGACAACUAUAUUAUCAAUAAAGUUUUUGAUCUGCAGUUAUAAUCACUGUUAAAUCCAGGAACUGCCUACUCCGAAGGUCGCUACGAAGACGCGCAGAUUUUGUACGAGAAGGCGAUUCUCAGUCACCCAACUAAUGGAAUUCUUUACUCUAACUUGUCGGCAAUUCUCUUGAAGCUGAACAACGUGGCAGAUGCGCUGAAACAAGCCGAGCGAGCUGUUCAAAUCAGUCCGACGUGGGCCAAGGCACACUACCGAAAAGGAGAAGCUUUGAAAAAAGUCGGAGAUACAAAGAACGCGCUUGUUUCCUUGUGCAACGGAGCACGAUUGGACCCUUCCAAUUGUCAAAUUCUGAAGUCCCUCUUGGAUUUGGCCCGUUCAGUUUAUGGGGAGUUGUUUCUUUUUUUUUUCCGAAAUAAAUUUUAUUCUGCAAAAACGAUAUUUAAAAUUGAAAGAGUGUUGCUUAUUUUGUUGUUUUUCUGGAAUAUAACUAUGGUCAAAGAAGAAUUAACUUUUUUCGUUGAAAAAAUUAUAAUGGUGUAGUCCGUUUCUCGCGACUUAACGUUUUUCGAAUGUCUGCGUCUCUCUGCUCACUCACCGAUGAGAUCAAAGAAACAUAAGAACAGAACGUCAAAAUGAGAAAGACGAGGAGGACGCGGAGGACGCCGAGACAUGAAACAGUUUCAAGUCGCGAAAAAGACGUAUAUUAUUGUACUAGUUGCAAAAAAAUUUUCGUACAUAAAAUAAUUACUGGACUACAACCUCCCAUAUUUUCAAUCUCAUAUUUCAUCUUGUUUUCCUUCAAUAUUUUCUUUUCCAGAAGAUUUCCCAUUCAAUCAGCUGAAGUCGCUGGACCUGGAGGUUGACCGGUCGACGGUGCUUUCGACUGUGGGACAAUCGAUGAUCCAUCGAGGGGAUUUCCAUGGUUUGAGAGGUGUUCGAUUUGGCUUCUGAAAUGGCUACACAGAAGCGAUAACUGUCCUUGGCUGGGCGGAGGGACUGGAGCCGCGCUCUCUGAAACUACGGGAAUCGACGUUGAGCUCUCUGGCGGCGGCUCAUUGUCAUUGUGGCAACUACGCGCGUGCUGUCGACUACUAUGAGCAACAGCUUGAGCUCUGCCAGGAACUCGGUGAGUUCAUUCUGCUCGGUUUUUUUUUCUGAACAGUUUUGUUUUGGGUGGAAAUUCGGACGCCACAAGGGAAAAUAUCGCGAUUGCCGCUGAAUUGUGGGGCAAUUUCCAUCUGGCUUGUUUGCAGAGAUCGCACCGUUUAAGCUCGAACGUAGGCUCAAUCUUCAAGAAAGAAAUGCGACAGGUUUCGACAGGUGUUGAGCGCACGAGAAAAGCUGGAUGAAAAAAUGAAGAUUGCGGAGAAUUAUUUGAAUCUGAAGCAGUUCGAAGAAGCUAUCCUUCUUCUGGACGAAUGCCAGUCGCCCGUUUGCGACGUCGAAGACGUCAAAAAUAUCCAACGAAUCCGCGGAAUCGCGAACGCUGAAAUGGUUGGGCUGCUUUUUGAACCAAAUCGUCUUUUUUGGUAGGGAAGGCACGAAAUCGCCAGAGAGCUGCUUUUGCCUCUGUUGUCGGGUCCGCCGAAGGAAUCUGAAGUCGUCAUAAGAAUUCGGAUCAUAGACGCCGUUAACCAAACUUUUGUCGCUGAGAAAGACCUGAACUCGUCGAUUGAGUUCCUCAAUUCUUCAUUGUGUGCUGCGACCAAGUACAACAAACCUUGUCUGGUAUUUUGGCGUUUUUUUUUUUGAAUUCAAUGUUUUUAGUUUCUCCAUUGCUGUUAUUUGCUUUGUCAAUCUCAAAUUGUCGCUGGAAACCUGCCAAUCGCUUUGAAACUGGCUAAACGGAUAUUGAAAUUUUCGAGGUGAAACUUUUUUUAUUCGUAAACAUAAAUUUUUGUAGGGGCAACAAAGAAAACUCUUAUGAAGGUGACGCCUACAGACUUCUCGCUAUGAUAUAUGAGAAUCAGAGAGACAUCACUUCGGCGAUUGUUCUUUGGAAAAGAUUCAUUUCAGUCGUGGAUAAAGCGGAAAAGAAAAAGAUUGAAGUGCCUUUGGUAGAAAUUAUUCGCAUUCUGAAGAUUUUUCUCAGGCUCUAUUGUCUCUCGCUCGUUUGAGUGAAGACGAGUCCAAUCCGGAAUGUCCAGAAAUCUUUUUGAAAGAAGCAGUACGGCUAGCAGAGAGGUACUGUUGCUGGAGGCUUUUCUUCUACAUCAGUCUCAAAAAAAAAAACUGAAAAUUUGCCAAAUAAUCCUCUAUGUCGAAUAGAUAAUUUCAUGAAAAGGAAAAACAAAGUAGGGAUUGUUGGAAGUUGAGAACACCAGAGUGUUGCAUUAGUACACCAAAUAAUCAAAUAAAAAAAAGUGAUCAAAUUCAUCCGAUUCUAGAGUUUCGACCGAAUUAUUCCUCUCUUUAGGCUGUAGUUUGCGUGUUUCAGAUCUUGCGACGUGACUCUGCGAGUUCCGUGCCUCUCGGCUCGUUUCAAGUGGAGUUUGCAAGUCGGCAAGCAGUCCACUGCCUCCGAAGACAUUGAGAAAAUGAAAGCGCUUCUCGAAAAUGACUUGGGUAUCAAAAAAGAAAUGUUAACAGAACUGAAGGGAACUGUCAGAUUCCAAUCUGCGUUCCCUGAUUUUUGAAGACGUCGCGUUGUGGGACAAGCAACAAGGAACGAGUCUCGACAUAAUUCAUCCGUUGGAACAGAGUUUAACGGAGGUUCAUUAACUUUUCUGACCUUCUCGCGAGAAAACGAAUGAACUUUCAAGGCGCAAGACGGCAACGACAGCAAACGAGAGAUGCAAAUGCUUGGGCAGUUGGGCGACGCUCUGUUUGAACUAGGAAAACACAGGUCUGUACGAAUCACUUUUUUGAAAAUGAAUUUUAGGCAAGCGGAAGGAUACUUCAAACAGCAAUUGGAAGUUGCCAGGCAGUUGCGCAGUGCUCGCGCCAUGGCUGACUCUCACAGAAACCUCGCCAGGUUUUUUCGUAAGUCAAUUUCCUAAAUGUUUUGUUCCGCAGAGCAAAUUUGGCCCUCUGCAAGUACGCCGAUGCGGCUGAACACUCUCGGAGCGGCCUCACUCUGUUCAAAAUGAUCCGUGACAACGAAGGUCGCAUCGAAAUGCUCAUGCUUCUAUCCAGAACAGAGAACAAAAGAGACAACUUGGACGUGGCGAUGACGGCCUUAGAGAAGGCUAUCAGUCUUGCCGAGGAGUGCGACUCCAACCGAUUCCUGGCCACCGGAUAUCGUUUGAUUGCUGACGUCUACUCGAAAAACAGCCAAGAUGAGGAGAUGGUUGGUUUUCGAAGAAUCUUAGGAUUUUUUAGCCGCUCCAGGUGAUGGAGAGCGUGAGGAGACAUAUUUCGCUGUUCGAAUACGAGGAAAACGUCUUGGACAAGUGCCGUUCUCUGCUCGACUUGUGCCGAUACGAGCUGCGACGUCCGCGGUCUUUCGGUCUUCUCAGGAUUUUCUUAAUACUGCGGCCACUCCUGGAGAAACUGCCUCCAAACGAAAGGGUAUGGAAAUAUUGGAAUCUUUCUGAUAAUCAUGUUUUUCAGUACACUCUCCUACUGGACGCUUCCUUGUUGUUUUCAAGUUCUUCUGUUGACAUGUCGAUUUGGCUGAUUCAAAGGGCGAUUUUCGACUUGUCUGAAGACAAGGAUAAAGAGAAAAUAGUUCUACUGUUGAACCAAGUUCAAUUGCUGCCCACAUUCGUUUCUUGUAUCGCUCUGCUGACAGCUGUGCAGCUGCUGGACCUUCCAGAGCUGGAUAUCGACCUCUCUUGUUUCGCGAACGGUUGCAGUGAAUCUAAACUGGCGCAGCUGAUCAUAUCUUGUCGCCUUCAAAACUGGCAAAAAGUCUCAGUCAUUCUAGAAUAUUGGGAAGAUUUCCCUGUGGUUCCUAUGCGAUUAAUGUCUACGGACAGCAGUGUUUUUGUGCGCAAAGUUAAAGUUAGAACAAACUGGAGCUUCAGGAAGCAAAUAGAUUUGACAAAUCUUCCACCCAAAGGUACUGAAACUCUCAGAAACAUAGAUGAAUGAUUUACUCAGAAAGACAGCAAGCUUUGUCCAUGUUCUUUGACGAAUUUCCAAGUUUGCUCGGCACAAAUCACCAAUCUAUGCUCGCUGACCAUUUCGACAUGUUCGAUAAAAGUCACACCUUGCUGGAAAAAAUAAUUUGCGCUUCGUUUCUUGAAGAGUGUGACUGUUUAGCGAUGUGGUACUCGGUUUGUUUUUUCUUUCAGUUUGUAGAUUUCGAAACGACUUUUCAGGAGAUGCUACGAGAGUUUGAAAGAACUUCUUUGUCAAUGGUCAGCGAUCCGAUUCCUCCUUCGGAUGUCGAGUGGAAGACGAAAAUGGCUACAGCUUUUGUAGCUCUGACAAUGCGAGAUCCACUACAGCAAAUUUCUACUCUGGGUUAGCUCCAGCUCCGUUUCUCACAUUUUUGUAUAAUAUUUAGAAAACUUCCACUUAAAAUCAAUUGGCCGGGUUUCAACCUUUUCUGGGAGAGGGACUCUGAAGUCUCAAGUUGAUGGAAACCUUUUGAAUAACUUUAUCUAUGCUUUCGAUCCGGGUUUCUGCUUCGAAAUUUUUUGGGUUUUCGAAGAAAGUACGUUUGAAUCUCUGCUUCAUUCAUUAACUUUCUUCAUUUAGUAGCCAAGACUCCGCGCAUAUUGUGGAAGAAGAACGAUCUGAGAAUGAACAUUUUCGACCAUUUUUUGUGGAAGUUAUUAGAAAAAAAUGGCUUCAAAGAGUUAAAAAGGGAGCCGUCAAUAUUGUCCACAAAUAUUCUCAUAUCCACUUUCGACGCCCCUUUCAUCCGAAGUGAUACCCACUUCUACCUGAUAAACGAUAUGAGGUACCUUAUCGCUCUAGAACAAUAAUCUAUUUGUUAGUGUUGUCAAACCAACGGCAAAAACUAUCGACGUCAUCAAUCUCUCGUCUGAGCUUGAUCCUCAGUGCCACAACGUCCAGGCCUUCAGCCGCAGUCCGCUUCUCAACGUCUGGAAAAUGGCCGAUUCUAACAUCGCUAUAAUCGAUGCGAAACAUUUCGACGUCCCUGCCGUAGCCUUGCUCCAUGAGGCAGCCGCUUCCAAUUACAUCGUGGUUAAAAACGGUAAGAAGGAGUCCAAAACGAUCAAGAAAAAAAAAAUCCUCAGGCCCCAUUUCGCAGCAGUAUCGCAUGUAUUUCUUUCUGAUGGGGACGAGAGCCAUUUUCGAGGUGGUUGACUCAUCGACUGACCUGGAGACCAUCAUGGAAGAUGUGAGAUUCGCUUUCAAUACGAAAAAAAGUAUUUCUGCAGGGAUUCACAGGCUCUGAAGUUUCGUUCGAAAUACUGGCAAAGCUCGGGGUCACAGUCAUUUAUUCAUCUCUCGAUUCCCAAUCGAAAUCAACGGCUGUCCUCAAAAACCAAUAUUUUUCAACACUUCGAAAGAACCUUUUUGAAAUUUUCACGAAAGAUGACUUCGAAUCAUGUGGAGAUCUCAUUUCUUUUUCAAAAGGUCACUCUUCGGUUUUUAUCUGACUUUAACAAUUCCUUUCCUUUCAAGACGUUCCUCGAGAAAUUGCGUUGAGCGUUCUAAAAAUGAGUUCAUGUCCCACAAAAAUCAUCGAAAAGACGUGGCGAAUGUCCAAAAAACACAGCGAUAGCAUCAAUGAGGAAUAUUUCGAUGAAGAAGUUGCGAAUCUCUUGCGAGGGAAUCCGACGGCCUCAAGGUUCUACGAAACUUUGUUUUCGGGUAAUUCAAACAGAUUGAGAAGAUGAUCAACUGUUUUUUCACAGAUCAUAUCUACGACUAUCAAAGAUAUAUAUCCCGCAAGUCGAGUUUGAAAGAACACGAACACAAUUUGAGCGUUGGAGUGAAUCCACGCGAUAGACCACAAGUCAUGAGAAUCGAGUCGCGACAAUCUUGCUCUGGGUAA
Caenorhabditis auriculariae is the source of this 6271-nucleotide messenger RNA. NCBI's taxonomy places the organism in Eukaryota, Metazoa, Nematoda, Chromadorea, Rhabditida, Rhabditidae. The record is from the annotation of a GenBank genome assembly.